GAUAUCUUAGAUAGUCUGUCUUCUCCUGGAUUUAACGAUUGCUUCAUCUGGUGUUCGAGGUGAAUUUUAAGAUGCAUGUUUUACCCACUAUGGCUGUGCUGGAAAUUAUCCUCAUCCUUUGUCAGGUUAUUCCAUUAGUGAGGACUAUAAAUACUAGGUUCUUUCCAUGUGACACGGAUCAGAAUAACACCGCAGUGGACUGCCACAAGAGACCACUCAAGCGUGUCUACAUCAAGUCUACUACUGUAGUAACACUUAAUUUAAGUCAGACUAAGAUACAGCAAGUGGAGCUAAAUACUUUAUCAGGUCUGCCAAAUCUUAAGACUCUGAAAAUGAUGGGGAAUUGUCCACCAGAUCACCAGAGAGCUUUGGAAAACCGCUCAUGCAAGGUGAAGAUCCGAUAUUAUGCCUUCAAGGAGCUACUGAAGCUUCAAUUUUUGUACCUGUCAGGAAACAGCCUCACCACUAUUCCCUGGUUACCUGAAAGCCUGAAGGUUCUUGAUCUACAGAAUAAUUGCAUCUUCACCAUUAUCUACCCUCUAAAAACUCCUCAUCUCGAAGAGCUCUUCCUCUCCAUGAACUGUUUUUAUGCAAACCCUUGCAACCAGUCCAUUAAUAUCAGUGAGAAGGUUUUCAGAGAGCUCCCUAAACUCAAAAAUCUUACUUUAGGCUAUAAUAAUCUGACAGCUAUCCCUAAAGGGUUGCCACCCUCACUGGAGAGCCUGGAUUUAAGAGAGAACACAAUCACAGAGGUUUUGGAAGGAGCAUUUGCCAAUCUGACUAAAUUGAAAUAUCUGAAUUUGGAGUGGAAUUGUCAGCGUUGUGACCAUGCAGCCAGGCCCUGCUUUCCUUGCCCACAAAAUCUCCCUCUACUCCUACAUCCAAAGUCAUUCUAUGUUGAGAACAGCUCCAUCACCUACUUAAGCUUGAGAGGGAACUCUCUGAAAACAUUUCCAGUGGGUCUUUUCCAACCUUUGAAGAAUUUACAGAGAUUGGACCUCUCUGACAACCUCCUAGCAUAUGCUAUACGUAAUGGCACCUUCUUUGCAGAGCUGCAGGGCCUCACUUGGAUUAGCCUUAUCUAUAACUAUGAGCCGCUGAAGACAUUUAAGAAACUGAUCCUCUCCCCACAUAUUGGCAAUAUAUCUGGUCUACAGUAUCUUCUUCUGAGCGGUAACUUUUUCCACAUGCUUUCAGAAGAGAGUUUUAAUGUUCUGUCCAAACUUCAAAACCUAAAAAAACUAGAACUUCGAAUGAACUUCAUCAAUACUUGUAACUUGAAAGCUCUGAAACAGUUACCGUCUCUCAUCAAUGUUGACCUCUCCCAAAACAUGCUUAAUUUCCUUCCAUGCUGUUUGAGUCCAUCAUCAGAGAUUGUGGCACAGGGAAGCUGUCAGCAACAGAACAUGUAUUCACAUGAUGUUCCUCAGCCACCCCUUAUGUUAAUAGAUAGAGAAGUCACACCUGUGACAAGUGACAUUUGGAAAUCUGACCAGUUAAACGGGCCGGAAAUGUUGGAAGAUGACAUGCCCCAAUUUCCAUCAUCGCUAUGGAAAAAAUUCUGCCGACAUAACCUGACAUUGGACUUGUCUCAAAAUGACAUUCUGUCUCUUAAAAAAGAGGUGUUUGUAGGCAUGGAAAAUGCUGUUUGUUUAGACCUUUCCUUCAAUUACAUGAGUCAGGCAUUGCAGAAAGGGCUGUUUGAUAGCAUGAAACAUUUAGUUUUUCUUAAUUUGUCAUACAAUAGACUAGAUUUUUACUAUAACGAUGCUUUCAGUGAGCUUAAAACAACUCUUAAGCUAUUAGACGUUAGUAACAAUGACUUUCACUUCAAAAUGAGGGGCAUGGGCCAUCGUUUAGAGUUCAUUCAAAAUCUGACUAACUUGGAAGUCCUCAGUCUGGCAAACAAUGGCAUUGGGAUGCGAAUAGAUCAAAGGUUGAUUAGCAGCUCUUUGAAGUACCUCUACUUCUAUGGAAAUCGCCUGGACAUUAUGUGGGACAACAACAAGUACACUCAUUUCUUCCAAAACCUGACAAACCUCACCUACCUGGACAUCUCUAACAAUGAACUGAGGUCGAUCACACCAGAACUGCUGUGUAACCUCCCAGGAAGUAUUAAGACUCUCAGAAUCAGCAGUAAUCAGCUGAACUAUUUCCCAUGGCAAAACAUCUCAGCACUCAGCAAUUUAAGUCACCUGGACCUCAGUCAAAACUUACUCACUUAUUUGCCUCAUAAAGUCAUAGAGUUUGGAGCCUAUUUUUCUCUCUUGGACCUCAGUCACAAUCGCAUUGGUUUUAUUCCCGUAGCUUUCUUUAGUAAGGCAAAAUACUUGCAAUAUUUGUACCUCAGUCACAAUCAGAUCAAAGAGUUGAACCAUCAGUUUCUCCCUACCCCUUUUCAAAAUGGUAGUGCUCUUCAGAAACUCACCCUGCAUGCCAAUCCCUUUAAAUGUGACUGUGAUACAUCUUGGUUUGCGGACUUCUUGCGCACUACUCCGAUAGAGAUUCCUUAUCUCACCACACAUGUACACUGUGAAUACCCAGAGUCCCAACAGGGCAACAGUAUACUGUUUAUGGACCAGCGUUCCUGCCAGGAUAUAUAUGGUAGCUUAGCCUCCCUCAUCUGUUCCUUCUUGGUUGUGACGUUCACUGUUCUGCCCCUACUGAAGCAUCUCUAUGGCUGGGAUCUGUGGUAUUGCUUACAGGUACUUUGGGCAGGACAUAAGGGCUACUCCGUAUUGGCUGGUAGUGAUUCCCAUCAGCACUACGAUGCUUUUGUGGUGUUUGACACCGAGAACCAGGCUGUGAGGGAUUGGGUCUACAAUGAGUUAACUGUCAAUCUGGAGAACUCUGGUCACAGGAAGUUUUCUCUCUGUUUGGAAGAGAGGGACUGGAUUCCUGGGCUCUCAUGUAUUGAAAAUCUACAUAACGCUGUGUACAACAGUGUGAAGACGGUGUUUGUGCUGUCCAGUGGUGCAACUGGUAGUGAGACAGUGAAUGGUGUGAUCCGCCAGGCUUUCUUCAUGGUUCAGCAGCGCCUUCUGGAUGAGAAGGUGGAUGCAGCUGUGCUGGUUCUGUUGGACGAUAUGUUUCCCAAACUGAAGUACCUUCAGCUGAGGAAAAGGUUGUGCAGAAAGUCUGUCCUGUCCUGGCCGAGAAACCCAAUGGCUCAGCCCCUUUUCUGGAACCAAGUGAGAAUGGCGUUGUCGUCAGAUAACCUCAAGUUUUAUGACAACAACAUGAGUGAAAGUUUUUUAUGAUGACCUCUUAACGGCUGAUAGUACUUUGGUGAAAGAAGUCCUUGUAAUUAAGAAUUUUGCUAUCUUAACAUUACCUAAUUUUGACAAACCUACCCUACCCUUAAUGGUGUUACAUGCAUAAUGAUGUUUGAUGUGACUAUAAUUUUUUUUUUAAUAUUUUCCCUUUUUGUUCUGAUUGUUACUGACUGUGUUCUAUUGGAAUUUGAUGUUGAUUCUUUAAAUUUCCAUUCCUGUGUUUUUUUUCCUUGUUUUUUUAAAUUCUUUUUAGUGAAUUAAUGCUUGUCUUCAGAGAGCUUAUGCUGCAUAAGGGACAUGUCGCUAUUGUGGGCUGCAAAGUGAAUUGAGACACUCUACAUUGUACAUAGACAU
Molecule: messenger RNA, 3629 nt
Organism: Morone saxatilis (striped sea-bass)
Lineage: Eukaryota; Metazoa; Chordata; Actinopteri; Moronidae
Gene: tlr9
Product: toll-like receptor 9
Exons: 3
Coding region: 72-3260 (1062 amino acids)
Biological process (GO): canonical NF-kappaB signal transduction; toll-like receptor signaling pathway; positive regulation of interleukin-6 production
Cellular component (GO): plasma membrane
Molecular function (GO): protein binding; pattern recognition receptor activity
Source: RefSeq, a predicted model, not a curated record